Messenger RNA from Panicum hallii, 958 nucleotides. Its product is annotated as photosynthetic NDH subunit of subcomplex B 5, chloroplastic. The transcript is spliced from 5 exons. Lineage: Eukaryota; Viridiplantae; Streptophyta; Magnoliopsida; Poales; Poaceae. Gene Ontology annotation, biological process: response to oxidative stress. Gene Ontology annotation, cellular component: chloroplast. The record is from RefSeq and is a predicted model, not a curated record. The coding region runs from base 52 to 729 and encodes 225 amino acids.
UGGAGGUGGAGCAGACAGCCGAGAGCCAAGCUCAUCGCUUGGAGUGAGAUAAUGAGCAGCAGCACCGUGGUGUCCGGCGUCUCCACGUCACCCUCUGCAGGCGCUGGUGCUCGCCAUCGCCAUGGCGCAGCGAAGCAGAUGAGGAUAAAGGUAGCGCAGCCACAGCAGCUGCUGCACGGCCGCCGCCGGCAAAGCAGCGGCAGGGGCAGCGCCGUGGUGGCGAGGGCCGGGCCCGGGGCGCUCUCGGAGAUCGAGCCGGACCUGAACGAGGACCCCAUCGACAGGUGGCGCACCCCCGGCAUCAGCCCGGAGGACUUUGAGUUCGGAGUGUACGAUGGACACCACACCUAUCAUGAAGGCCAAGACAAGAAGGGAUUCUGGGAGGAUGUCUCCGAAUGGUACCAAGAAGCUGAGCCUCCUCAGGGCUUUCAAGCACUCAUCUCCUGGGCAUUUCCUCCUGCCAUCAUCCUUGGCAUGACUUUCAAUGUACCGGGCGAGUACCUCUACAUCGGGGCAGGUCUCUGGAUCAUCGUGUUCUGCAUCAUCGAGAUGCAGAAGCCGGACAAGCCGCACAACUUCGAGCCGGAGAUCUACAUGAUGGAGAGGUCGGCUCGCGACAAGCUCAUCGCCGACUACAACUCCAUGGACAUCUGGGACUUCAACGAGAAGUACGGCGAGCUCUGGGACUUCACCGUCAACACCAGGGAAGACAUUGUCAAAUCAAGCUAGAUCGUCAUGUGUGGCACAAGCCAUGAAAGCAAAUCAAGCAUAGCAUAGCUGCUAGGAAAAAAAAGCUCUCGAAUGGAAGGAAUAACAAUGUGUGUAUCUUCAUGACUGAGGUUCUCAGCCAUGUAAAAACAGAGGACCUGAAAAUCUGUUCUAUCUCCUCACAUAAUGCAUCUAUGUCAGGCGUCUCGCAGAACAUGCUCUGCAGAAUAGCGAGCAGCUGUUGCUUCGA